CCACAGUAAGAGAAAGACAUGAAGUAUUUUUAAUGAAAUUCUGCAUUUGAUCAAGCUGCUGAAAAUGGAUGUGAACAUUUUCUCCUGUGAGUUUUUGAUAAAUGGACAUUGACAUGGACUACGAAAGACCCAACGUUGAAACUAUCAAGUGUGUGGUGGUUGGAGAUAAUGCAGUGGGAAAGACUCGUCUGAUCUGUGCGAGAGCCUGCAACACAACCUUGACUCAGUAUCAGCUGCUGGCAACGCACGUCCCAACCGUCUGGGCCAUUGAUCAGUACCGUGUCUGCCAGGAGGUCCUUGAACGCUCAAGAGAUGUUGUGGAUGAAGUGAGUGUCUCCCUCAGGCUGUGGGAUACUUUUGGGGACCACCACAAAGACAGGCGCUUUGCCUAUGGAAGGUCCGAUGUUGUUGUUCUGUGCUUUUCAAUUGCUAAUCCUAAUUCCCUGAAUCAUGUGAAAACAAUGUGGUAUCAAGAAAUCAAGCACUUCUGUCCUCGCACACCUGUCAUUCUGGUGGGCUGCCAGCUGGAUCUCCGCUAUGCAGAUCUCGAGGCUGUUAACAGAGCCAGACGGCCUUUGGCAAGGCCGAUAAAAAGGGGAGACAUUUUGCCACCAGAGAGAGGCAGAGAGGUUGCCAAGGAACUCGGGAUACCCUACUAUGAAACCAGUGUAUUUGACCAGUUUGGGAUUAAAGAUGUGUUUGACAAUGCAAUUAGAGCUGCUCUGAUCUCCAGAAGACACCUGCAGUUCUGGAAGUCUCAUUUGAAGAAGGUCCAAAAACCUUUGCUUCAGGCUCCAUUCCUACCUCCAAAAGCCCCUCCUCCGGUUAUCAAAAUCCCCGAGUGUCCCAUGCCGAGCAUGAAUGAAGCUGGAUAUUUACUGGACAGCCCGCUGUGUGCAGAUGUCAUGUUUGUUCUUCAGGAGCAGGACUGCAUUUUUGCUCACAAGAUUUACCUAGCUACCUCCUCUUCAAAGUUUUAUGACCUUUUCUUAAUGGAAUGUGAGGGAAGUCCAUACUUAGAUGAAACACAGUGUAAUAGAGAAAAUACAAAUACGGAUGUUCUGACAAGUCACCUCGAGACAAACAGUAACAGUGAUGAGGCAUCCUUGAAAUCUUCUGAUGUUAAAAUUCCCCCACCAGAAAGCAGUGAGUCUCUAAGCAUGCUAGAACCUGAAUCUGGUGAAAUAAACUCUGCAGCAAGAUCUCUCUCAUCCUGGGGUAAGGGGUUUGUUAGUGUGCAUAAGGAAAUGCAAGUGAAUCCUGUCUCAAAGCGGACGUGUCCUGUCACUGUGGUAAAAAUGGAUUCGUCUGUGCAGGCCACACCUUUUAAAACUGUUUUGCAGUUUUUAUACACAGGCCAACUGGAUGAAAACGAAAAAGACCUCACCAGACUGGCUCAGAUUGCUGAAAUCUUGGAAGUAUUUGACUUGCGAAUGAUGGUGGAGAAUAUAAUGAAUAAAGAAGCCUUCAUGAAUCAAGAGAUUACUAAAGCAUUUCAUGUCAGAAAAGCCAAUCGGAUAAAAGAGUGCCUUUGCAAAGGGACAUUUUCCGAUGUGACAUUUAAAUUGGAUGAUGGAAGCAUCAAGGCCCACAAGCCACUGCUGAUCUGCAGCUGUGAGUGGAUGUCUGCUAUGUUUGGAGGAUCAUUUAUUGAAAGCUCCAACAGUGAGGUAGUUCUGCCCAACAUAAACAAGACCUCCAUGCAAGCAGUUUUAGAUUACUUGUAUACCAAGCAACUAUCCUCCAGUCAGGAACUGGAUACCCUUGAGUUAAUUGCAUUGGCAAAUAGGUUUUGCCUUCCUCACCUGAUUGCUCUAGCAGAGCAGCAUGCAGUGCAAGAGCUGACAAAGGCCUCCAUGAGCGGCGUUGCAAUAGAUGGAGAAGUCCUCUCCUAUUUGGAACUGGCACAGUUUCACAAUGCUAACCAGCUGGCAGCUUGGUGCUUGCACUACAUCUGCACCAAUUACAACAGCGUUUGCUCCAAAUUCCGCAAGGAAAUCAAAGCUAAAUCUUCAGAUAAUCAAGAGUAUUUUGAGAGGCAUCGGUGGCCGCCCGUGUGGUAUUUAAAGGAAGAAGAUCACUACCAGCGAGUUAAAAAGGAGAGAGAAAAGGAAGAUGUUGCACUGAACAAACAUCAUUCAAAGCGGAAGUGGUGCUUCUGGAAUUCCUCUGCUGUAGUUGCCUGAACAAAGCAAAUAAGUGGAAAUUCACAGCCAGAAAUUAAUCUUAUUGUUAGAAAUAAGAUAUAGUUCAGAUUUUCAGGAAGCUGUGUUCCACAUGUGCAUUUAUUACUGCUAGGGUCAAAAGCACAAUCUCACUGAAAAUGAGCCUGGAACAGCUCCUUGAAGUCAUAUGUAUAUUUUUGACUGGUAAGCAGAUAAAUGUCAACCAUUAUUACAUUAUUUUUUAUAUAAAAAACCACAAAUCCAGCAUUAAUGUUUCAGUCUCCAGUUGGGAAAUAUUUUUAUACUGUCUGGUGUAUUUUGUUCAGAUAAAAUUCUGGAUGCUGUUUUAUUUUACAGACCACAAAAUAACCAUGUAGCAGCUUUGUAAUUAGAUUUUAACUAUUUUUACUAUGCGAGUACAGUGAAAUAGACAAUCUUCAGUCAUAAGAGACUGCUUUUAGAGUAUCUCAUAAAAAGUCAUCUUAGGAAAAAAAUCUAGUUGUCUACUAUAGGUUGUCUUUUUUAAACUAAGUACUGUGCACUGCUAAUAUAAUUAGAUGGUUAUUUCCCCUUUCUAAAGCAAAGGGUUAGAAUAAGAUCCAAUAACUGCAAGAUAUAGAGUGCUUGAUCUUUGCUCAGCUGAAUAAUAGACCUGUUCAACUGCAGGCAAAUGUAUUUCUAAUAUUUGCCAUGUAAGUGCAAAUAAUUAUGACUAUGUGGGCCACGUGAAAUGUAGUGAUUCUAAGUAUUCAGAGGUUUUAUAUGUCUAGAUCAAAGAGGAUAUUUCUAAAAUCAUUUAGAAGGGCUUAUUAAUUUAUAUCCUUAUACAAGUAUGGAUCUGAAUGCAAAAAGCAGUUACACUGCUUGCAUUUGAAUUACUGCAUGGCAGUUACCUUGUUCUGCAGGAUCUUCACCAUGCAGCUGUUCCUCAUGCUGAAUUCCUUUUUGCUUUAGUGUAAGCAAAUGAAAGGGCUGCACAAACAAGUAGAUGUUAUCUAGUGUUCCAGCAUUUUGUAAGUGAAGAAAGGUCUUCACACACAAGAUUACUUCAGUUUGAUCCAAAUUCUCUAAUAGCUUUUCCCAGGUAGAGCUGAGAGUUGUAGGUUAUUUUUAAGUGAUAUAUUUCCUGUGGAAGUAGAUGUUCCCAGGAUGCUGGGGGCAGACUGAUGGCGGAAAGGUAGGAAUUCUGCACAAGUGGUACAAGACAAGAAAAAGCUUCCAGUGUUUCCAAAUAGUCUGUGUGUUUAUGACUUUUUUAUCAACAAUUACUCUACAGCUGCAGUGUUACACUAGAUUAUAUAAGGAUGAGAGCAUUUUUUAAAAGACCAAAACUAAAAUACCUAGACUGUAGAGCAUACACAUGCAACCCUGUGCAGCGUCUCAGGCACAACCCUGUAACCGAGGUAGUAUUGUGUAUUAGGUUUGUUAAUACUGUUCCGUGCUGGCAGCUCAGCACACUGAUGUGAAAAGCUGUUUGUUUGUUUGUGAUUUUUUUUCUGUAUCCAAAGGCAAGGCAGUACAGUCACCCCCCAGCACUGUAAGUCAGGAGAGGCUUUGGCCUGAAAGCCAUAAACACCUCGACAUACUUGCAUUCUGCAUGGACUCAUACUCAGCUGAGGCUACCACAGCUGGGUGGUAGGAGCCACCCAGAAUGGGAGAAGCUGCUCUACAAACCUUUAUGAGGAAAGCAAGUGAGAGAUUCAUCACCACAUGGUGAUAAAGAAGGGCUAUACAUGAUGGUUGCAAAUAUGUCUCCUUAAUUCUUGGUCAGUGGCAAUGCAGAGAAGAACAUAGAAUGAGAACAUGGAAGAUGUGUCAAGACUAAGAUAAAUAGCUGUUGUCAUAAAAUGUUAACCAGUCACAUUUAAGUAAGUAUUGCUACUAGGUUUUACACAACCAAAGCUAUAGUAUGAUUGUAAUCUUGCCAAACUGAAAUGGAUAUAUAAAUGAACCUGACGUAUAUGCAAUAAUAUCCAGUUAUUCUAGUUAUCAGCUACUAUAACCAAGUGGCUGGUUCAUUUGGUUAAUGCUGUCUAUGGCCUUUAAUCUUGGUGGUUAUUUUGUGUUUUUUAUUUUGGAAAAAAAGUCAAUAAAACUGUUUAGU
Messenger RNA from Ficedula albicollis (Collared flycatcher), 4269 nucleotides. It is a transcript of the gene RHOBTB1, whose product is annotated as Rho related BTB domain containing 1. Lineage: Eukaryota; Metazoa; Chordata; Aves; Passeriformes; Muscicapidae. Gene Ontology annotation, molecular function: GTPase activity; GTP binding; ubiquitin protein ligase binding. The record is from RefSeq and is a predicted model, not a curated record. Bases 102 to 2186 code for a protein of 694 amino acids. The transcript has 10 exons. Gene Ontology annotation, cellular component: cytoplasm. Gene Ontology annotation, biological process: proteasome-mediated ubiquitin-dependent protein catabolic process; small GTPase-mediated signal transduction; regulation of proteolysis.